UAUCACCUUCUCACUCAGCUUAAAUGAAGAUUGACAAGCCAACAGCAGCUCCCUCAUAUUCUCCAACAACUCCCCCUCCUUGUCAUCUCUCCACUCUUUUCUUCUCUGUCUUCCAAAGUUCAACAUAAUCCAUCGACACAACCACUUGAUCCUUUUUUAUUCUCCUUCUCCCUUUGACAAUUGGAAUCACCGGAGGUGGAAGCAGAUCCCGGAAGAUGAGAGCGGGAGGUUGCACUGUGCAUCAAGGCUUAACCCCCGAAGCAGCCACUGUCGUGAAGCAAUCCAUAAACCUAGCUCGACGACGAGGCCAUGCACAGGUGACGCCCCUCCAUGUGGCCAACACCAUGCUUUCGUCGUCCACUGGCCUCCUCCGCGCCGCCUGCCUCCGCUGUCACUCCCACCCGCUUCAGUGCAAGGCCCUGGAGCUUUGCUUCAACGUCGCCCUCAACCGCAUGCCCGCCUCCACCUUGUCCGCUCCGGUGCUCGGUCUUCCCCAAGCCCACCACCCGCCGUCCCUCUCCAACGCCCUCGUUGCUGCUUUCAAGAGAGCUCAGGCGCACCAGCGUCGGGGAUGCAUCGACACCCAGCAGCAGCCUCUGCUCGCGGUUAAGAUCGAGCUUGAGCAGCUCAUCAUCUCCAUCCUGGACGACCCGAGCGUGAGUAGGGUCAUGAGGGAGGCUGGCUUCUCCAGCACUCAAGUGAAGAGCAACAUGGAGCAGGCCGUGUCCAUGGACAUAUGCGCAUCCACCCCACCUAAUCGCAGUCCUAGCAAGCCCAAGGAUGCCUCCGGUCCCUUCACAAUCCCUCGCGCGAUCACUACAAAGCCUCUGGUUCAAGUGAAGAACGAGGAUGUGGUGAGCGUCGUCGAGACUUUGGCCACCAGGAGGAAGAGGAGUCUUGUGAUAGUGGGAGAGUGCUUGGCUACCACCGAGGCUGUGGUCGGAGGGGUGAUGGACAGAGUAAAUAAAGGAGAAGUGCCCGAGGUUUUAAGGAACGUACAGUUCAUACCACUCCCACUCUUCUCCUUCAUCCACAUGCCAUUGCAGGAGGUGAAUCAGAAGGUUGGGGAGCUGAGGUGCCUCGUGAAGAGCUGCGGCGCGGAGAGGGGGGCAAUCUUGUACCUGAAGGAUCUCAACUGGGCUGCGGAAUAUAGGGCAAGCGGGGAGAAGGGAAGAAAUAUCUAUUGUCCUCUGGAGCAUGCAAUCUUGGAGAUCAGGAACAUGUUCUGCGAGGGAGAGAAUAGCGGUGGGAGACUUUGGCUCAUGGGGAGCGCAACAUAUCAGACCUACAUAAGGUGUAGGGUUGGAAAUCCAUCGUUGGAGACUCUAUGGGGCCUUCGGCCUCAUACCGUUCCUACCGGAAGCUUAGGAUUAAGCCUCAACUGUGACAGUGAUUUAAGCCAAAUGCCAAUCAAGAUCAGCGGAGGCUCCCAAUUUCUGACAAAAACAGAACAUGAAAUCGGAAGUCAUCCAUCUUGCUGCGCAGAUUCUGCUAUCAAUUUCGAAACGGAUGCUCGGAGCGCGAAUAGAACUUGUUAUGGUCGCUACGCAUCCAUAUCCUCGAGCCUACCAUCAUGGCUCCGACGAUACAAAGAAGAGAAGAGGGGAGCGAUCAGCGAUGAUCAGAUUUAUUUGCAGGGCUCCCUCCAGCUGAAAGAUGUGUGCAGGAAGUGUAACUCUAUUUCUACUUCAGCCCGUAAAACCCAUAACCAUCCAUCUGAAAUAACAUUUAACUUCUCUUCGGUUUCUCCAUCUUCUUCUUCUAUCUCUUCCUACGAUCAUGGCUGUCCGAGCUUGCACCCACACCAGCACCAGCAGCAAGCUUGCCUGCAGUCUCUCGAGGCAAAACAUCAACGGAGCGAACAAAACCUCUGGAUAUCAGAAGUGGCUGAUGAAUGCCCCGAGCACAAGUCAAGAAGCAGUGGUCCAGAGCAUGCGGGGCAAACUCGGUCUAACCCUAACUCGGCUACUACAAGUGGCACGAUGGAGAUGGAGUACGUUUCGAGAUUCAAGGAGCUUACCGCCGAGAAUCUAAAGACCAUUUGCGACGCAUUGGAGAGAAGGGUCACCCGGAAGAAGGAUCUCAUUCCUGAGAUUGCGAGCACCAUCCUCCGGUGCAGGUCAGGAUUGAUAACAAGGAAAGAGAAGUCGAGUUCUUCUUCGGAGAAAAAGGAAGACACAUGGCUCUUCUUCCAAGGCGGUGACACCGAAGGCAAGGAGAGGAUAGCCAGAGAGCUCGCCGGCAUUGUCUUUGCCUCUUACGCCAAUUUCAUCACCAUUGGACUCGGUAACUUCUCAUCCACACCGUCGGACUCCACGGAUGAUGUACGAAAUAAAAGGUCGCGGGAACAAGUCAGAAACAGCUAUCUCGAGAGCCUCUUCGAAGCCAUACGCGAAAACCCACACCGAGUCAUCGUGAUGGAAGACAUCGAGCAAGCGGACUACCACGCUCGGUCUGGCAUCAAGACCUCGAUGGAGAGAGGGAAGAUACAGAGCAGCAGCGGUGAGGAAGUCAGGCUUUGUGACGCCAUCAUCAUCUUGAGCUGUGAAAGCUUUGAUUCCAGGUCAAGAGCUUGCUCUCCUCCGGUCAAGCACAAGGCUGACACCGAAGACGAGAAGGAAGAGGCGUGCAGGUUAGAUUUGAAUCUUUGUGCCGAAGACGAAGAAGAUCUCCAUGAUCAUUUCUCGGAUGACAUGGGGCUUCUCGAGUCUGUGGACGGUGCAUUCUUUUUUGAGUUGCCUGAGGAACUAUGAUUUGUUUGAUUAUUAGAUCCGCAGUUUCUUGAUUCCUCAUUCUGAACCUUUUGUCGUUUAAUACUGUUCAGUGAAAUACAAGAUGAGAGGAAGAGAAGGUUUGGGUGGAUGGGUUAGUCUGCAUGUAGGGAAGGGAACACAGUGUGUAAUUGGUUGAUGAGCUCUUUCUGAUGCUAAUUUUAAUGUCUACUUGAUGAUCUUAUCUUUC
Molecule: messenger RNA, 2961 nt
Organism: Musa acuminata AAA Group (dessert banana)
Lineage: Eukaryota; Viridiplantae; Streptophyta; Magnoliopsida; Zingiberales; Musaceae
Product: protein SMAX1-LIKE 3-like
Exons: 3
Coding region: 216-2753 (845 amino acids)
Source: RefSeq, a predicted model, not a curated record